Messenger RNA from Diceros bicornis minor, 398 nucleotides. Its product is annotated as NADH dehydrogenase [ubiquinone] 1 alpha subcomplex subunit 1-like. Bases 67 to 279 code for a protein of 70 amino acids. Lineage: Eukaryota; Metazoa; Chordata; Mammalia; Perissodactyla; Rhinocerotidae. The record is from RefSeq and is a predicted model, not a curated record. The transcript has a single exon.
GGACCGAAGCCGGGUCACCUUUAAGGGACCUGGGAGGAAGUGUCUGGUCCCGGUAACCGUGUUGCGAUGCGGUUCGAGAUUCUUCCCGGGAUGGCCGUCAUGGCCGUGUGCUUGUUCAUCCCCGGAAUGGCCACGGUGCGCCUCAACAGGUUCACUAACGGGGGCAAGGAAAAAAGGGUUGCCUACUAUCCAUAUCAGUGGAGUUUGAUGGAAAGAGAGAGGCGCAUCUCUGGAGUUAAUCAUUACUAUAAGUCAAAGGGUUUGGAGAACAUUGAUUAAGGAAGCAUUUUCCUGAUUGAUGAAAAAUAACUCAGUUAUACUCAUCUACCCCUGCUAGAAGGUUAUGUAAUGUAUUAUGUAGUACCUAAUAAAAAUAAAAUGAAAAAGUAAAAAAAAAA